CUUUCGCGCUGCACAAUCAACCAAGUUUUGAUUUUUGCGGGCUUCUCGGUGAACGAGGCACGGGUCGAACAUCGCGACUAUGACUGAUUGACGAUGUAGGAGUAGACGACACUCAAGAAUCGCCACUUGUGCAACACGGGAUAUUUUCCGAUCACUGAGAAACGUGACGAGGAAUUUGUGUUGGAUGCGCGGGUAGCACAGGGUUCCUUGUGUACACAUGUUGAAGCAUGGGUUGUUCCAACACGAAAGCUGUGGAACUGACCAACGAAGAUGUCGAAUUUCUCAAGACGCACACCGACUACGACGAAAACACGAUCCGAGAUUGGUACUCGGGAUUUCAGCAAGACUGUCCCAGUGGACGCCUGUCUCGUUCCAAGUUUCUGGAGAUCUACAAGUUGUUCUUUACCACGGGAAACCCCGACCGGUUCUGCGACCACGUGUUUCGCACGUUCGAUGCCGACAAUAAUGGCCACAUAGACUUCAAAGAGUUCCUCCUGGCCAUCGGGGUGACCAGCAGCAGCAGCUCAGAAGAGAGGCUCAAGUGGGCAUUUCGAAUGUACGACAUCAACAAGGAUGGGAGGAUCGAGCAGAAGGAGAUGAUUAAGAUAAUUCAGGCCCUUUACGAGAUGCUGGGUCCGGGAGCCACGGCGGAGGAAGACACGCCAGAAGAGCGCACGAAGUUGGUCUUCUCCAAGAUGGAUAAAGAUGGGGACGGGAGACUAACCCUGCAGGAGUUCCUCGACGGCUGCUUGCAGGAUCGCAAACUGGCUGCUCUCCUCACCGCUAAUUCGGCCCUGCAACGAUAGCUGCUUGCAUUGUUGGAUCGCGUUCUAUAAGCAGGGCUCCGACGCUUCGGAGUUUCCAUUCGACAGACUGGUCAUCUACCAGAGCCUUCUUUUUCUUUUUUUUUUUUCGACAGUUAACAAAACUUUGUUAGUGUUUGAAUCAACCGGACGCAGCUCAGGGCUCGACGGGCAGCGGCCCAUAAAAAAAGAAAACUGGACAGUGCUGAUGUGGUUUUUGUAUUGUAGCGUCUGUAAGGAAUAACUAAUAAACUGCAUAGAGCAGUAUUUGUUCAACACAACAACAACAACAACUUUACUUUGAAAUGAUGAAUGGGGGAGUUCAGUAUUUGUCCAGUUUUUCGUGUAGCUUUUGAAUACGUGCCAAUUAGGGGUGGUCACGCAGUCUUUUCUGUUCGUCGGUCGAAGGCACAAAGGAGUUUUUGAAUUUAUCUUUUUUGGGGAGGGCCUUGGUCAGCCUUGUAGCAAGUCCGAUGUCUGCAGAACAAAAUUCCCGUUGCGCAUCAUCCGAAGAGUCGGAUUCCCUAGUUAUAGGAACACUGAGCAGGAGAGUUCUAUGUGGUUGCUUUUGUAGUGGAACAUUUUCAGUGUGACUGUUCAUAUCACCACGAUUACUGUAAUUUCACGCGUAUUAGCCGCAACUUAUGUGCAUUUUUAUUAUUUUUUUCGCGUGCGCCCUGCGGCUUAUCUGAUGACUAUUUUCCCCGGGUAUUUUCACCAUACCCCAGUCUUAACGAAAGGGCCGACAGUGUCUCAUGUUUUCCGGAACAGCACCACCCUGCCAAUGCACGAACAAUGCGUAAAAGGGGUGCGUCCACGUUCGAGCAGAUUGACCUUCCUGGUACCUUCCCCCAUGCAGCUUUAACGAACGGGGUGACAGUGAUCCAUGUCUUCUGGAAGUGGUCGGAAGUGAUCUGGUUCAGUGAUUCAUGGCGGAGCCGUCUUGCUGCGCGCGCCCAUGCGGUCCAGUGGGUGGUAGUCAAACUGGAGGAGCAUCUCAACGGAAGUUAUUGACAGCGCUUUCAGAAAAUGCCUUAGUGAGCCGCUCCGUAAUAUUUCUCAUGUUGGCCUCCCUUCUGUCGAAUAAGCGAUAUCCAUUUUCACUGCGUUAAAGUCACUGUUGAUUUUGUAUCUGCAUCACUGGUUUACCGUUGUAUUGCCCGCGGCUUAUCUGCCGGAAAAUUUUCAAAAUAUUCCUAUAAAACGGGUCCUGUGGCUUAUCUGCAGUGUGGCUUAUACGCGCGAAAUUACGGUUAUUAAAUUAUGUAAAUUAUAAUCCACAGUUGUAGAGAAGGAAUGUAAGGGGGUGCUAUGCACUAGAGUUGAUGACAUUGCAGAUUUUGGUACGUAAAAUAGUAGUUUCGUAGGAAGAAAGCACGAUUGGAGGAUCUUUCAGUAACUCCAAAUUUUCAUGCCAAAACAUGCACAAAUUAUAGAAUAGGCCAUCUUUUGCUUAUCAUAUGUAUCUGAGAUAAAACAGCGCACUUCCCACAUCUAGAAAUAUAGAACACAUAAUGGCACAAGCAUCGCCUUCUGCAUACUUUGCAUCUUUGUACUUUGUUGCGCACAGACUAUAGUCAUUUGAAUGGAAUCAUAAAUUUGCAGCAUGAGAACAUCGUUGUAUCAAUGUUUUCCCCCAACGAAGUUUGUUCGUCAUAACAAGAAUGGGUCCAGGGUAGUCCAGCGUGUACUUAUACUCUGCUAUAGAUUUAAGGUUAUUUACAUAAAGGCCUCGCAAGUGUCGCACAUCUCGUGGAACAGAAACACGCAGUUGCAGACAGUACCUCGGUAAACUAUGAAACGCUUGCUUUCAAACAGCAUUCAGUCUUGCCUGCUGCUGAAGCACGUGAGAGGUGCUUUGAAUCUCAGGCCUUGGAAAGUCCAUCCACUUCAUUCUGUCUUACUGAAACCAGUGAAGAUGUUUGCCUUAGAACCUUUCAAUAGCACCAGAAGGUGCCCGAGAAAUGGAAGUGCCUAGAGUGCAGCGUAGGGCUACAGUAACAAAACAGCUUUUCAGCACGUCAGGGAAGAAAUGUUUGUGUGUCACAUAUAGUUUGUUCCUUCAGGAAUGAAAGGCAUUUGUACAUCCCUGAGCAAGAUAACUCCUUUUUAUAUGUCUUACAAAUAAUUUCACAUUGCAUUGUGCUUUGCAUUGUGUAGUGGGCAUUUUAGUGUUGUAGGUGAUAUAAACUUUUAGCCAUUGCGCGCACUUUCUUUUGGUGUCGGUAGCUUUAUUUGAACCAGAGGAAAGUGACUUGUUAAGAUGAGCUUCCAUUACAAUGACAUUCUCUCUGUGUGCACUUGUGAUUUGACGUGAAUGCACGUCGUGCUUCUUGUGUGCUUUCUUCUUGAGUGAUAAGGUUGCCUUGUUGAUGUCAUGGACAGGAACUAUUACGUUACCUUUCGAAAAAAAAAAAGUUUUGUUUACUUCCAUGUUUUACCUCUAUUCGAUCUUACGCACACUUCAACCGGCCAUCACAAAAGAAGCCUUUCGUGCGUGCAUAUCCAACAUUCGUGUAACAGUAUGCCUUAUCGAUCAAGAUAUGCCUAGAUUUUACAAUGCCACUCUAUUGUACUCCCACAUGGCAUGAUGAUCAGGUGCAACUAACAAGAUGUCAGAGGAAAAUUGUGUGUCAACAUUUCUAUCAUAUCUGGUGACCACUGUGCAAGUCCUUUUGACGCUAGUGAACAUAGUG
This is a messenger RNA of Ornithodoros turicata, 3499 nucleotides long. RefSeq names its product neuronal calcium sensor 2-like. The transcript is spliced from 4 exons. The record is from RefSeq and is a predicted model, not a curated record. NCBI's taxonomy places the organism in Eukaryota, Metazoa, Arthropoda, Arachnida, Ixodida, Argasidae. Gene Ontology annotation, molecular function: calcium ion binding. Bases 228 to 806 code for a protein of 192 amino acids.